AUUUCCGGCAUGGCGACUUCGAAAGCCUUGGGCGACCAACUGCUCACCAUCUCCUCACUCGCAGAGACCAUGACAGACCAGACAACGAAAGACCGGAUGAUCGAGUCCUGUAUGGAGUCUGCCAAGAAGCAGAUUUCGGGUCUCCGGCUCACGGAUUCAGCAGAAGUCCAGACACUGUUCGCUACGGCGCAGUCCUUGAACUUCAGCGACAGUCAGAAAGACGAGCUGAUGCGGCAGAUCGGUGAUCGUUUCGUGGCAUGCAGCACACCCAAAUCACAGGGCAGCAAGAAGUGCAUGCAGACCAUGGACGACCCGGGAAGUUUCCUCCGGGCCUCGGAUGUGACCUUCAUCUCGAACCCAGACCACACCAUUAAGGCCAAGGCAAGUCGGAUGGCCAUGAUGUUUUGCAGCAUCAACUGCAGCUGCCCGACGGAGCCUACUUCGGGCCGAGCUGUGGGAGUGCUCAAGAACGACUUUGGCCUCAAGGAACUCGAGGACCCUCAAGUGUUUUACAACACAGUUCAGGAUUUCAAAGCAGCCUUGAAGUCGCACUUCAAGUCCAAUCCCAGUGGGUCGACGAGCCAUGUGCACAACUUCACGACACCGGCAGAUCUACCCUCCGAUGUGUAUACGAGAGCAUAUGGUGAGGAAGGGCCGUCCGGACAUGCCGGCCUGGGUGGCUCCAUCGGUCCAGUUCGAAAGUCUUCUGCGAUGUUGAAGAGCCAGAACAACCAGAAGGUUCCUACUCUAGACCUUCAGGUGCCUUCGCAGAACAACAUGGCGAAUAUGAUGAUGCAAGGGUUCCAGAGCAUGCAGCACAUGUUCAAUGUCUUCGCAGGUGCACAGCAGGCUGGCAUGUCCGGCCAGCAGAACAUCUUCAUGAACAACACCAAGACGAACCCGCCGAAGCAAAUUCUCGCACUCACGAAUGGACCCGAUGCAGCAUCGAGUCCAGCACGUGCAGAGCCGGAGCAAGCUCAGCCGCCUAUGACUCCGGAAGAGCAGGUGAACACCAUGCUCUCCAGCUGGAAGAAUCGUCAAGAGGAGAACAAAGCCGAGGAUGGCAAGGCUGGUGAUCCGGAGGGUGGCAGCGAGAAGGCCGAGGCGAAGGGCCAUCAGGAUGUGCAAAGUGCCGAUGGAAGCGAGGCUGCUGCCCUAGACCAAUUCCUGCACAGCUUGGGCAUUGCCCGAAUCAUGACAUCCAGCUCCAGCUCCAAACCUUUGGCAAGCCUGGGGAGGAAGGUGUUUGUAUCACAACGAGGUCUGGAAUCCGUGCUCAGCGAUUUGAAGAAGACCGGUUUCCUCGCCGACGAUUUUGCUACCACCUCGCGAGCCUCGAUUAAGCGAGCGAGGGAUGGUGAAGAGAAGUCGUGGGAGAAUGCCUUUGGGCAGAUGAUCAUUAACAUGGACAUCCCACAUGAGAGCGAUGACAAGAAAUUUGUUAGGGUUCCCUUCGUGCCACCUGUUGUGCUGCUGCAGCACUGCAUCGCCAACGAGCAUUACCAUGGACUGCUCAAAAAGUGUGGCCAGUCCAGCCCUGGAGACAAGCUGGGCAUCGCUAUAUAUGCUGACGAAGUUAGUCCCGGCAAUCAGCUAAAACCGCUGAAUGCCAGGAAACUACAAGUCAUCUACUGGUCCAUCGUCCAGCACGGGCAAGAUCUGGCCUCGGAGUGGCUUUGGUUCCCUUUGUGUAUACUGAGAAGCACUCUUUGCAAUCGGAUCGGCGGCCUCACUGUGCUUUGGAAACAUGCCAUCCAGCACAUGUUCAUGGAUCAUGACAUGAGGCAUGGUGUGGUGCUGCAGACAUCCACCACAGCAUUUCCCGUCUUUGCCGACCUCUCUGUUCUUAUAGCGGACGAGGCAGCCCUGAAACAAACAGCUGAAAGCAAAGGUGCCUCGGGCACAGUGUUUUGUAUGAGAUGUGCGAAUGUUGUUGCCCACCGAAGCGGGCUACAGGACCAUGGCGAUGUUCUCUCGUCGACAUGCACUGACUUCACGAAGUUUCGCUUGCACACGAACCGGUCGGUCGGUGAAAUCAUGAGGUACCUCUCUUCCCAACAUGGCACGGUUUCCCAGAAGGACUUCCAAACAAUGGAAAAAGCUUUGGGCUACAACUACAUGCCGGGAGGCCUCUUGAUGUCGAAUGUAGGACACAACAUUCCGGAGAUGAUCAUGUUCGAUUGGUUCCACAUUUACUUGGUCCACGGUGUGGCCGGUAACGAGGUUGGGGUGUUGCUAGGCCGCCUCCGAGACAGUGGCUUUCCCGAGCAACAGAUACACGACUUCGUGCAAUCCUUCCAUUGGCCGGUGCAAUUCGCUGGCGCGGAUGCCAAGUCAGUUCUCGCCAAAAAGCGAGAGGACAAGACUGCCCCGGUGAAAGCAGAAGCCUCCGAGCUCCUUAAUUUCCUGCCGGUCCUGCAGUUGUUCCUUAUCCUCUUCGUCUGGAGGGAUGCUGACGACUCCCUGAAGAGUUGCUGA
Symbiodinium sp. CCMP2592 is the source of this 2478-nucleotide messenger RNA. Lineage: Eukaryota; Dinophyceae; Suessiales; Symbiodiniaceae. The record is from the annotation of a GenBank genome assembly.